Messenger RNA from Anarrhichthys ocellatus (wolf-eel), 2772 nucleotides. RefSeq names its product ETS transcription factor ELK3 (gene elk3). The record is from RefSeq and is a predicted model, not a curated record. Gene Ontology annotation, molecular function: DNA-binding transcription factor activity, RNA polymerase II-specific; sequence-specific DNA binding. Gene Ontology annotation, cellular component: nucleus. The transcript is spliced from 5 exons. Lineage: Eukaryota; Metazoa; Chordata; Actinopteri; Perciformes; Anarhichadidae. The coding region runs from base 399 to 1544 and encodes 381 amino acids. Gene Ontology annotation, biological process: cell differentiation; regulation of transcription by RNA polymerase II.
AAAAUGAACGCGUCUACCUGUAGGCUAUUUAAGUGCAUGAGUUAACAUGUCAAAAAGACACUGUGUUUCUGGGAAAUAUAGAUUAGCGCUCUCUCUCUCUUUCGCUCUGUGUGUGUGUGUGUGUGUGUGUGUGUGUGUGUGUGUGUGUGUUUACACAGACGGGAAUACUACGCCAGAGGAAGUGCGCCGGUUCUCCGUCUGCGCGUCCCGACUUCCUGCUCUAAGGCAGGGGAGAGAAAAGCUGCAGAUCCGCUUUCAGACAGCAGCGGCAUGGAGCCCCGACACAACACACACACACCGCUAUAAGACACAAACACACACCUCAUACACGGCCAGACUAGCAGAAGAGCAGCGGCCGUCCACAGCAGGGUCGCCUGUGUCUCCGGUGUCAUCCCGUCAUGGAGAGUUCCAUCACACUCUGGCAGUUCCUGCUACAGCUGCUGAUCGACCAAAGCCACAAACAUCUCAUCUGCUGGACGUCUAACGACGGCGAGUUCAAGCUGCUUAAGUCAGAAGAGGUGGCUAAGCUGUGGGGGCUGCGCAAGAACAAGACCAACAUGAACUAUGACAAGCUGAGCAGAGCCCUGCGCUACUACUACGACAAAAACAUCAUCAAGAAGGUGAUCGGCCAGAAGUUCGUCUACAAGUUUGUGUCGUUCCCUGAGAUCCUGAAGAUGGACCCUGCAGUGGUAGAGUCGGGCCGCAGCAGUGAGGAAAGUGGGGGCGGGACGUCAGAGCCUGAGGCUGACGACGAGGACGGUGGUGGGAGAAACCAGUACCUCCACUCCAGCCUGUACUCCUCCUUCACCGUCAGCACCCUGCAGCACCCCUUGGAACCGCAUCGGCCAAUCAAGACUGAGCCCAGAUCCGAUCACUACGGCGACAGCUCCUCCGUCAUCCGAUUCGUAACCAACCGCGGCCACUCAUCCCUGCCCCCAACCCCACCCCCAUCCUCGGCUGAGACCUCCCAUUCCUCCAGACCGUCUCCGGUCCAGGCCCGCUCUUCCUCCUGCUCCUCCUCCCCGCCGCAAAGCCCUGUCCACGCACUGUGGAGGGGGCGGGGCCAGAGCUCAGAGACUAAUGAGUUAGAGCAGAGCGCCCAACCUCUAAACCUCUCAUCUGGUCAGAGGGAGAGAGAGAGGUCACAUGCGAUGCCAGAAUGCAGGAGAUUCGCCAAUAGCGGGCCUUUGAAAAGCAGGAAACCCAAAGGGUUGGAAAUCUCCUCCUCCUCGCUCUUCCUGACAGGAAGCGACCUUGUCUCCAUUGCGCUCAACAGCCCGGCGCUGCCUUCAGGCUCCCUGACCCCUGCCUUCCUCACCACACAGACUCCGUCUGGUCUGCUGCUCACUCCCAGUCCUCUACUCUCCAAUAUCCAUUUCUGGUCCAGCCUGAGUCCGGUGGGACCCCUCAGCCCUGCACAACUGCAGAGCCAUGCCCCCCUCUUUCAGUUCCCCACUCUGCUGAAUGGACACAUCUCUAUGCCUUUACCCAGCAUGGAUGGUCCCUCUCCUCUGCUGUUCUCCUCCAGCUCCCACAAGUGCUGAUGCCAGCCCAAGCUCCAAGAACAAACUGGGCCAGACCAAGCCGGGCCAGAUCAGCACAGAGAAGAUCAGCCUUGGACUCUGACGAUGAACCACGCAGGAGUUGGACUUCCUCUGAGUCGAUUUAGACUUUGAUGUGAAACCUGUUCCUUUGCAUUUAUCAUAUCAAGAAACAGGAGCUUCACUCUGAAGCUUUGCUCUCUGAGAGGAGUAUCCGCAUUAGACAUUUCUUUGUGUUUACUACAGUUCAACUCCUCAUGUUCUUUACGCGGGUGUUUGGUGCUUCUUUUCAGGCAAAGAUAUUGACUGGAGGUCAGACCUCAUUACAUUUCUCAUCUCAUUUUAUAUCUUGUGUCAUUUCACUCGGUUUAAACUUCAGUGAUGCAGACUGGUUGCAAUUUCAUGAAUGUUAUCCCUAUUUCCCCCCUGCCCUGAAUAAUGUCAAAUAUCCACAUCACUGACUGAAACAAUGAUCUGGGGAAAUCUUUGUCAGGUAUUGUGAGAUAACAAGAUCUGAAGAACGACAGAUGCUUCCUUUAAUAGACUUAUGUAUUUACUUAAAGGAGCUGUACUUGUUUGUCAUGCUAACGCACAGUUAAGAGGAAAGAGACAUAUUUGGUUUCCUACCGAGAGUAGAUGAGAAGAUUGAUACCGCUCUCAUGUUUGUAAGCUUAAUAUGAAGCUACAGCCAGAGGACGGUUAGCUUAGCAUAAAGACUGCUGAUGUGAAAAACAGUUUGCCUUACUCGGUGCAAAGGUGACAAAAUCUCACAAGCGGCUAAAAGCGUACUAGUUAACAAAUUGACUGUACAAAAAUGAAAAAAAUAACAAUUUGUUGUUUUAUGGAGGACUGAAGGCAAAAAAAUUGUUUGGCACAUAACAUCCGCUGAAACCACAAUGUGUCGUUUUUUUGUACAGAUUAAAAACAGACCAUUUAAUCUUCAACAGCAGGCUUUACAGGUAUAGGCCGACUUUGUUAACUUUGGGCAGAGGCAGACUAGCUGUUUCCAGUAUGUAUGCUAAGCUAGCCAGCUGCUGGCUGUAGCUACAUAUUUAACUGAAGAGCCGUCAUCAAUGUUGUCAUUUUACUCACGGCAAGAAAGAGUAUUUCCCAAAAUGUGGAGGCUUCCUUUAAUUUGAACAAAUCUCACAAUGUGACCAGUUUCGGGUGUUACAACAGUCAACCAAUAGCUUUGUCUCAUUUGUCAACCUUUUGGGAAUGCAAAAAAGUA